UAAAACAGCAGGCACAAUCAAAAAAGAUUGACAAGACAACGCAAAUACGUAGAAAUUUUCUAUCACAGCUAUAAAAAUAAACAAAUAUUUGACUAACUUAAAAUAAACACUCAUAAAAAAACACAAUAAAUUAUAAUUAAAUUAAUUCCACAAUGACAUCUCGUAAACGCAGUGGCAGUGGUUCUUCGAAACGGCCCAAAGAAAAAGUUGUUUACAUUUAUGAACUUUUCUUUCGUGGCGAAGAUCCCACACAGGAUAGUCCUGAAUUCUGGAAUGAAUUCUUUCUAUUGCAACCGAAUGUUGAAUCUCUUGAGGGUGAAGUCACCAAGUUGACGAGUGAACAGUUUACAUUGGUUAAGAAAAAUCUAAAUAUGAUUUUUCAGAAAUGCAUAGAAAUGUUGGAUACAGAUCAUCCCAAACGUUUGUGCAAUAGCCUACAGACUUUGUGUUCGUUGUUCUUUGCCAUAUUUAAGAAAUCUACGGCCGAUAAUUCUUAUGAUAUACUCAAUGAAAUCUUUGGCUAUGAACAUAUGGAUAAAUGGAUGAAACAGUUAAUGGAUCAUUGUAAUCAAAUAUUGUUGGGAGAUGUUACGGAAAAUGCUAGAUUUAUGUGUUUAAAACUUCUUUUGGUGCUGGUAACCGGUACUGAUAAUGUUAGCCAAAAUGUUUUAUUGGAAUAUCUAAUGAUGAAUACCUUAUUUGAUGCCUUUGUAAGACUACUAAGUGAUCCCACUUUAAGGGCACAACAUGGACAUGAUAUAGUAAUAUUACUAACAAUUUUGGUAAAUUAUCGCAAGCAUGAAGCCACUAAUCCUUAUAUAGUGCAGCUUUCCAUAUUAGCCGAUGAAUUGGCUUUAAAUGGCUAUGGACAAAUGAUUUCUCAAUCUCUUAUUGACUUUUGUCGUCAAUACAUGCAAAGUUUAAAUAAUGCCCAGUCUUCUUCAUGGUUUUCAUCUCUCUCGAAUAUAGUGGGUAAUAUGUUUGUUUCAGAUGAAGGCUGUGAAAGGGUGCAACAGAUUAAGGCCAAUAAUGGUUUACUAUUGGCCUUAUACGAAGCGGUACAUUUAAAUCGUAAUUUUAUAACAACAUUGGCUCAUACACAAGCCGAAACGAGUGCACCGCCCUCACCUAGCAAUACUCUAAGUUUAACACAACCUGUACCGGAUUUAGCCAAUGCUCCCAUUAUAGAUAUGACACAAUAUCCCACUAAUUUACUGGUGGCGGUAUUUCAAUAUUGUUCUAUUGUCAUGCAGGAUAAUAAAAAUGAAUCCAGUGUGGCUAAUCUUAAACUAUGUUUCCUUAUACUCACCUGCAUUUCCGAAGAUCAGUAUGCUAAUUCCAUGAUGCACGAUAAUAAUUUAACCUUUAAAGUUAUGUUACAUCGUGCUCAAAUGCGUCAUCGUAAAUUAAAUGUUGAUCGUGUGGGUAAAUCUCAACCAUUGGCAGCCACUUUAUUGGAUUUGUUAGUGGAAUUUAUUGUUUCUCAUUUAAUGAAAAAAUUCCCUAUGGAAUUGUAUUUAUUGUGUGUGGGUGUUAUACAUCGUAUAUUGUGUUAUCAGAAACGUUGCCGUGUACGUUUAAAUUAUCCCUGGAAGGAGUUAUGGUCAGCUUUGAUUGGUUUGCUACGCUUUUUAGUUAACCAGGAACAGACUUUGGUUAAGAAAUGUAAUAUUUUCUAUUUAUCAUUGCAGGUCGUCAAUAUAUUCAAUUUAUUCAUCACCUAUGGUGAUACCUUUUUAGCCACCACCAAUAGUUAUGACGAACUCUACUAUGAACUGAAUCGAGAGGAAAAAGUCUUUACCGAAUUGCAUGCAAUGGUUCUCCGCUACACCACAAUGCCAGAUUGUGAGUACAAGGAUGAUGUCAUUAAACUACUAAAUGCCUUAGUCAAUAUUUUGGCAAUUGUCAAACAUUUUCAAAAUAAAAUUAAAGAAUGGCUAGCCGAACAGGGUCUAUCUACACCCACUGAAGAACAAAUCUUGGAGGUAGUACGUAAAAAUUAUGAUUUAACAUUAAAACUACAAGAUUCUUUGGAUCAUUAUGAACGCUAUGCUGAGGCACCGCGGCAUACGGCCUUUUUCAAGAAUAUGGUACGUGAUGUAGUCGCCGAUACACGUAAGCAAAUCUAUGGUUAUGUUAAGGAGGCAAUUUCAACCAUUCCAGAACCAGACAAUGCUAUGAUUACUUCAACUUCUUCUAAUACUUAAAGAUUAAUAGAGAUUGAGUUUUUUCUAUGUUAUUUUUUAAAGCAAUUAUUAUUAGCUUUGUUUUAGUAUGGGACAGUUUAUACUAUUUAGAACUACAAAACUGUCCAGUAUUAAAACAAUUUAAUUAUGUUUUUUUUUAGCUACAUUGUGUAAUAUUAUUAUGACUGUUGAUUAUAUAAAUUGAUUUUACUUAAAAAAAAUCUAAAAAAAUUAGGAACAAAACUAUUUGCAUUAUAAUUAUAUUUAACGAUAAAGAAGGUAUCAAUGAAAUUGUGUUUAAAACUAAAGCUGUAUAUU
Molecule: messenger RNA, 2504 nt
Organism: Lucilia cuprina (Australian sheep blowfly)
Lineage: Eukaryota; Metazoa; Arthropoda; Insecta; Diptera; Calliphoridae
Product: armadillo-like helical domain-containing protein 3
Exons: 7
Coding region: 153-2207 (684 amino acids)
Biological process (GO): regulation of Golgi organization
Cellular component (GO): cytosol
Source: RefSeq, a predicted model, not a curated record